AUGUCUGAACCAUCAUCUCCUGCGGCAGCCACCCAGAGGCUCAACGACCUUACACAGCAGCGUGAUGUGUACCGGAGCGCCCUGCACACUAUCUCGAGCUCCCUGAUGGAGCAUUUCAAUGGCCAUGAGACUGCGAAGAGCACUGCCCAACUCUCAGAAUGGGUUACCCUACGUACCCUUCUCGAAAACCGGAUCCGAGACCUAAGCCGCCAGAUUCUGGCUCUCACACCAAUUGAGGUGGGUGAAAUAUGA
Messenger RNA from Penicillium argentinense, 252 nucleotides. RefSeq lists its product as uncharacterized. NCBI's taxonomy places the organism in Eukaryota, Fungi, Ascomycota, Eurotiomycetes, Eurotiales, Aspergillaceae. The coding region runs from base 1 to 252 and encodes 83 amino acids. The transcript has 2 exons. The record is from RefSeq and is a predicted model, not a curated record.